Molecule: messenger RNA, 2643 nt
Organism: Hypomesus transpacificus
Lineage: Eukaryota; Metazoa; Chordata; Actinopteri; Osmeriformes; Osmeridae
Gene: arrdc1b
Product: arrestin domain containing 1b
Exons: 8
Coding region: 270-1586 (438 amino acids)
Biological process (GO): protein transport
Cellular component (GO): cytoplasm
Molecular function (GO): ubiquitin-like ligase-substrate adaptor activity; ubiquitin protein ligase binding
Source: RefSeq, a predicted model, not a curated record
UCUGACUGUAAAAUAAUGACGUUUAAAAAACACAGUUGUAGUCUCGCCUGUGGGAAGUUGACCUACUAAAAGGUAUCGUAGUCCUACAGCAUUUUCUGCUAUCGCAAAUUAAUCAAACCAAUUCGUGAUGGCGUCACUGACGCUUGUUGCAACUGGGUGGAGCGCGCGGGGCAGGUGAGAGUGCCGCUCUGCCUCCAUCGGUGGUAGACCAUUGGUACGGCGCUCGAGCCGCUUUUUGUUUCUUUAGACGGAGGGUAGCGUAGGCAGUCAUGGGCAAGCUUCAGGAAUUCGAUAUUACUUUCACCAACAGUAAGGUGGUUUAUAGUCCUGGCGAAUCCAUUAGCGGAACUGUGAAAAUCAGGACUGGUACCUCGCUGCAAUAUAAAGCCAUCAAGGUCAACUGCCUGGGGUCAUGUGGGGUCUCCAACAAGAUGAACGAGGCCACCUGGGCCCUGGAGGAGCAGUACUUCAGCAGCAUGCUGUCUGUGGCUGACAAAGGCACACUGGCAGCUGGUGAACAUACCUUCCCCUUCCAGUUCCUGAUCCCAGCCUUAGCCCCGACCUCGUUUGAAGGGCCGUUCGGUAAGAUAAUGUACCGUGUGAGAGCAGCAAUCGACACGCCCCGCUUCUCAAAGGACUACAAGGCCCAGCGAGCCUUUUACCUGCUCAACAUGCUCAACCUCAACCUAGUACCUGACAUUGAGCUACCCAGCUAUGCUGUGACCACUAAGAAGUUCAGCUACCUGCUGGUGAAGACAGGCACGCUGAUGCUGAAGGCCCACAGUGACCACAGAGGCUACACUCCAGGCCAGGUCAUCAGGCUUGCCGCAGAGAUCCACAACAAGUCAGGCAAGGACACGGGCUGCGUGCUGGCCAGCCUCAUACAGAAAGUGACCUACAAGACCAAGCGGGUGGUGUUCGACCUGCGGACCAUCGCUGAGGUGGAGGGGGCCGGGGUGAAGGCGGGAAAACACGCCGAAUGGAGGGAGCAGAUCAUCGUUCCGCCCCUCCCCCAGUCAGCCCUGGAUGGGUGCAGCCUGAUAGAUGUAGACUACUUCAUCCAGGUAUCACUGAAGUCACCCGAAGUCAUCGUCACCCUCCCCAUCUACAUCGGAAACAUGGCUGUGAACUUGUCUCCAUCGAGACCCAAGCCCCCGACCCCCGCGGCCCCCAGCCCGGGCGUGGUGACCCCCAGCGCCCCCCCAGCCGAGGAGGACGUGGGGGAGGAGCUGGGAGCCGGUGGGCUGGCCAGCGAGGAGAUCCCCACUAAGAGCCACUCCCAGCAGGAUCCGUCUGGCCAGCCGGCCUCCCUGUCCUCCAGCGCUGUCAGCUACGCGCCGGGCGCCGCCUUCUCCCCCCCGGGUCAGAGGGGUGGCAAUGGUGCCGACUCCUCAACCCGUCUGUUCUGUGUGUCCACUGGGGCCACCAUACCGUUCUUCACAGACGACAAUGCCGCCCCCGUGCCCACCACCUGCCCUCUCAUCCUGCCUCCCGAGUACAGCACCUGGGACUACCCACAUGAACCCCCUCCCACCUACGAGGAGAGCUGUAGCAGUGAGAACUCCAGCUUCAACAGCCGGCAGUAGACAACGUUCUCAACCCUCCCUGCUGGACAUGUAGGGUACUGCAGCCCUAGCAGGAACCGCACGGGACACACGUGUUCUUUGAGGUUGUUUCCUUUGAUUUAGAAACACAAAAAGGGAAUUGUAACUGAUAAUCGGCAUAUUGUUUUGUGUGUCAAAGCGUUUUAAGUCCGUUUCCCCAGGGCUAAGGAUGUCUCAGACGAAUUGGAGAGCAAAGAUGAGCCAGUAAGGAGCUCUUUGUAGUCUCUCCCUGCUAUAGUCAGUCGGCCAUUAAUCAAAUAUUUCUGGCAUCUGGGAUGUUAAGGAGCACGAGCGGCCGACUGACUAGUCCUAGCCCGUGGCCGACUGACUAGUCCUAGCCCGUUUUGACUUCAACCCAAAGACGGCCUUUAUAUUAGCCUCUCCUCGUAUGCACUACCGUGAUUCAACCACUUGUCAUCAUGCAUGACGUUGCUCGUUCCUGACAUGGGUGGAGUGCAGGAGAGUAAAACUGCUGGAGAUCACAAGGUGUUUGUGCGCCCUCUGCUGGUACAGAACAGAACCUACACAAACUUGAACUGAAAACACUGGCGUUGACUUCAGGAAGAAGUAACCACCUUAGCUUGUGAUGCACCAGCUACGAGUUCCUCAAACAUGUAUCUAUUUCAUUAUCAUCCUCAUCGUAAUCUUCAACAGAUAUCUGUAUGAGAACUGUGAUAUCAAAGAUUGUUUUUUGUCAUUCCUAAAAGAUAAUGUAGUUCCAAAUCAUUAUUUUCAUCCUGGGUGAAAUUUCAGUUGGUUAUGGCCUUAAAUACUUCUGUUCUGUCUGUGUGUGUGUAAUGACCAUUGCCUUUUAAUUAAGAACCAUGUACUCUCACAAAGCAGAAAAGUAUGUUGAACUAACAAACUGUGAGCUAAUGUGUACGCAAGACAGCACUUUUGACGGUUUGAAACUGUUUUUAUAUCUCUCCAUGUAUGUUUGAGUGUGUGUGUAUUCAGCAGUUUCUGUUCAUUCUAUGAAGCAGAUUCUUUCAGUUGAAAUCACUGGAUCGGCGUCUCCCACCUUGGGACUCCAUGUCCA